AAUAAAUAAAUAAUAUGCUAUUCCAAUGUGAAUAAAAUGUGGUAAAUAAUCUUAAACUGUAAAAUUUAAAUAAUUAAAUAGCUAUCAUGUUUUCAAUUUGCAAACAAACGCACCCGGCUACCGGCAUCGAACAUGCCCUAAGCUGUUAUUUCUUUGAUAAAACUGAAAGAAGCUUAAUUACCGCUGCCGCGAAUAUUAUUAAGAUAUUCCGAUUAAUUCCUGAUGUAGAUUCAAAAUCUAAAAGCGAAAGAUAUUCAGAAUUUUCGCCCCCAAAAUCAAAGUUAGAAUGUGUGGCUCAGUAUUCAGUUUUUGGAAAUGUUAUGUCAAUGCAAAGUGUUCGAUUGGCAAAUUCCACAAGGGAUGCUCUAUUGCUGGCAUUUGCAGAUGCCAAACUUUCAGUUGUUGAAUACGAUCCCGAAUCCCAUGACUUAAGGACUCUAAGUUUGCAUUAUUUUGAAGAGGAUGAAAUGAAAGAUGGUUGGACCCACCACCAUCAUGUACCAAUUGUACGGGCAGAUCCUGAAAAUCGUUGUGCUGUUAUGACAGUAUUUGGUAGAAAACUAGUGGUUUUACCAUUUAGAAGGGAAAAUGCUAUUGAUGAUAAUGAGACAGAUGUUAAAGUGAAUGUUAAACCAGGUUCAAAUAAUGCUGCAAAUACAAAAGCACCAAUUUUAGCUUCCUAUAUGAUUUUGUUAAAAGAAACCAUGGAUAAAAUUGAUAAUAUUAUUGAUAUACAGUUUUUACAUGGUUAUUAUGAACCUACUUUAUUGAUAUUGUAUGAACCUCUUAAAACUUUCUCAGGUCGUGUGGCUGUAAGAACUGAUACAUGUGCCAUGGCAGCAAUAUCUUUAAAUUUACAACAAAGAGUUCAUCCAGUAAUUUGGAGUGUAUCAAAUUUACCAUUUGAUUGUACUAUGGCAGUUCCCAUAAAAAAACCACUGGGUGGUACUUUAAUAUUUUCGGUCAAUGCUUUAAUUUACUUGAAUCAAAGUAUACCUCCAUAUGGAGUAUCACUGAACAGCAUUGCAGAAAGUAGUUCCAGUUUUCCGUUAAAACCGCAAGAUGAUAUAAAAAUAAGUAUGGAUUGCGCAAAUGUUGAAUUUUUGGAAGAUGAUACUUUGGUAUUAUCUCUAAAAGGUGGCGAAUUGUAUGUAUUAACUCUCCUAGCGGAUAGUAUGAGAUAUGUAAGGAAUUUUAAUUUUGAAAAAGCUGCUGCCAGUGUACUAACAACAUGUAUUUGCGUUUGCGAAAACAACUUUUUGUUCCUCGGUUCACGACUCGGCAACUCCCUUUUGCUGCGUUUCACUGAAAAAGCCAAUGAAGUGAUAACGCUGGACGAAAGCGACGAACCUUCGGCGAAACGAUCGAAAUCCGAAGAAGAACAGCGACAACUGGACAACCUGGAAGAUUGCAUGGCCACCGACGUUUUAGACAUCCGUGAUCCCGAAGAGCUCGAAGUGUACGGCAACCAGAAGCAGGCGAGUCUCCAGAUCACGAGCUACGUGUUCGAGGUGUGCGACAGCUUGCUGAACAUCGGCCCAUGCGGAAAUAUUUCCAUCGGAGAGCCGGCGUUUCAUAGCGAAGAGUUCGCGAGCAAUCCGGAUAUGGAUCUCGAGUUGGUAACCACUUCCGGCUACGGUAAGAACGGGGCCCUGUGCGUUCUGCAAAGAUCUAUAAGGCCACAGAUUGUGACCACUUUUACUUUACCUGGAUAUUCUAACAUGUGGACCGUAAGGCAUGGGGAUGACAAGCAUGCAUUUUUGAUCUUAAGCCAAGAAGAAGGAACAAUGAUUCUUCAAACAGGCCAAGAAAUAAAUGAAAUUGAUAACACUGGUUUUGCAACAAGUGGACCAACGAUAUAUGCAGCCAAUUUAGGCAAUAAUAAAUAUAUUGUUCAAAUAACGACCACCGCAGUAAGACUAUUAGCUGGAGCAAAUCAAAUCCAACACAUUCCUUUAGACUUAGGUUCAGCAAUCGUUCACGCUUCCUGUGCUGACCCCUAUAUUUCUUUAUUAACAACUGAUGGUCAAGUUAUAACUCUUAUGUUAAGAGAAGCUAGAGGUACAGCCAAAAUGGUUAUCAGUAAAUCCACACUGUCAAAUAAUCCUCCUGUGACAAACGUAUGCCUAUACAAAGACACUUCCGGUAUGUUUUCGAACAAAAUUCCGGAAGAAUUUACCCACAUCCCGGAACAAGUGUUGGGCGAUAUCGAAAUGAAGACUGAGACGGAAAACGAAGACGAUCUCUUGUACGGAGAAACCGAUUUCAAAAUGCCUUCCUUAAAUCCACCGGCCCCAAAACCUAAGGUUUAUUACAACUGGUGGAAAAAAUAUAUGACCAACACGAGGCCCUCCUACUGGCUUUUUGUUGUGAGGGAGAAUUCCAACUUGGAAAUUUAUUCCUUACCCGAUUUUAAGCUCAGUUUUUAUGUCACCAAUUUAUGUUUAGGAUGCAAGGUAUUAGUAGACAGCCUAGAGUCAGUACAAAUAAACUCAGCUAGCGCUAAUGAAACCCAAAUCCAAAAAGACUACCAAGUAAAGGAAAUCCUAAUGGUAGGUCUUGGUACGAAUGGCAGUAGGCCUAUACUAUUAGUAAGGCUCGAAAAAGACUUGUACAUUUACGAGGUGUUCAGAUUUACAAGGGGAAACCUAAAGUUGCGUUUCAAAAAAAUGAAACACAAUCUAAUUUACACGCCAAGCUUGGAGGGAAGACAGGAUUCAGACAGUUCGGAGUAUGCCACGAUUCAGGAUAGAAUUGUGAAGAUGAGGCAUUUCAAUAACAUAGCAGGGUACGAUGGCGUUUUCAUUUGCGGUUCCAAUCCGCAUUGGAUAUUUUUGACCACAAGAGGCGAACUUAGAACCCAUUCCAUGAAUAUCGACGGGGAGGUUCUCAGUUUUGCUGCUUUUAAUAAUGUUAAUUGUCCGCAAGGGUUCCUAUACUUUAACAAAAAGUCCGAAUUAAGGAUAGGUGUUCUAAGGACCCAUUUAAAUUAUGACGCGCCAUGGCCAGUAAGGAAAGUACCCUUACGUUGUACCCCGCACUUCGUGAGCUACCAUUUAGAAUCGAAAACAUACUGUCUAGUUACAAGUAUAGCUGAACCUUCAAAUCAGUAUUACAAAUUCAACGGCGAAGAUAAGGAAUUGUCCAUUGAAGAUAAAGGCGACAGAUUUCCGUAUCCCCCACAAGAAAAGUUCAGUUUGAUGCUGUUCUCGCCCGUUUCCUGGGAAGUCAUACCCAACACCAAGAUCGAUUUGGACGAAUGGGAGCACGUAAAUUGUUUGAAAAAUGUUGCGUUAGCCUACGAGGGUACCCGAUCAGGUUUGAAGGGGUACAUUGCAGUAGGUACCAACUAUAAUUAUGGCGAAGAUAUAACUUCGAGAGGAAGGAUUUUAAUCUACGAUAUUAUUGAGGUCGUGCCGGAACCUGGUCAACCUUUAACCAAAAAUAGAUUUAAAGAAAUUUAUGCCAAAGAUCAAAAGGGCCCUGUGACUGCUCUUUCACAGGUUAAAGGAUUUUUGGUGUCUGCUGUGGGACAAAAGAUUUAUAUUUGGCAAUUAAAGGAUAAUGAUUUGGUUGGUGUCGCGUUCAUAGAUACGCAAAUUUAUACUCACCAAAUCCUAGUGAUUAAGAGUCUUUUAUUGGUAGCAGAUGUUUAUAAAUCUAUAGCUCUUCUACGGUUUCAAGAAGAAUACAGGACUCUGUCUCUAGUUUCAAGGGAUUUUAGAGCUUGUGAAGUUUACUCUAUAGAAUACAUGAUAGACAACUCAAAUUUGGGCUUUUUAGUUUCUGAUAGAGAAAAGAAUUUAGUCCUUUAUAUGUAUCAACCAGAAGCAAGAGAAUCUCUUGGAGGUCAAAGACUAUUAAGAAAAGCUGAUUUUCAUUUAGGACAAAAUAUUAAUUCAUUUUUCAGGAUAAAAUGUAAAUUGGGUGAACUUGGAGAGGACAAAAAACAUCUGACCGGUGCCGACAAGAGACACGUUUCAAUGUUUGCAACUUUGGAUGGUGGCUUGGGAUAUAUUAUGCCAGUGGCUGAAAAAACUUACAGGAGACUUCUUAUGUUGCAAAAUGUAUUGGUUUCACAAGGUGCCCACAUUGCAGGUUUAAAUCCCAAAGCAUUUAGGACUUAUAAAAGUUGGAGGCAAUUGCAUGCAAAUCCUGCAAGAGCUGUUAUAGAUGGUGAAUUGGUUUGGAGUUAUAUGAAUUUAUCAAUAAACGAAAAAAUAGAGGUCUCCAAAAAAAUAGGAACAAAACUGGAUGAACUUGUAGAUGAUUUAACUGAUAUUCAAAAACUUACAAAUCACUUUUAAUUAUGUAUGAAUUUUCUAUUUAAUGUAAG
Brassicogethes aeneus is the source of this 4336-nucleotide messenger RNA. The record is from the annotation of a GenBank genome assembly. NCBI's taxonomy places the organism in Eukaryota, Metazoa, Arthropoda, Insecta, Coleoptera, Nitidulidae.